AUGGCUAUUAUGGAAACUGCUCAAAAAAUUCGAAAGUCCAAAACUAAUAACUUUACAUCGAUUUUAGUUCAGGUCCUAAAAAAAUACAACUUGACUAUUGAAUCCAAUCCAUCUCAAUUAUGCGACUAUGCUAGCGAACUCAGUGUUAUGUUACCAGACUGGAAGGCUCGAAAAAGUAUGAAAGAAUUACUUCAUCGACGUUCAUUCAGUAAAGAUCAGAUCAAGGCUCUUGUGCCAGAUAAAAGGAAUGAAAAAUGUACCAUCAAGAAAAGAGCUGAAUUUAAUGAAGACAAAAAACGAUAG
This is a messenger RNA of Entrophospora sp. SA101, 303 nucleotides long. NCBI's taxonomy places the organism in Eukaryota, Fungi, Glomeromycota, Glomeromycetes, Entrophosporales, Entrophosporaceae. The record is from the annotation of a GenBank genome assembly.